Messenger RNA from Silurus meridionalis, 1890 nucleotides. Its product is annotated as antigen WC1.1-like. The transcript has 13 exons. The record is from RefSeq and is a predicted model, not a curated record. Bases 95 to 1753 code for a protein of 552 amino acids. Lineage: Eukaryota; Metazoa; Chordata; Actinopteri; Siluriformes; Siluridae. Gene Ontology annotation, cellular component: membrane.
AGGGUCACACAUGUGCAGAUACUAUUUGCACUAAUAUACAACAGACAAGGCUCUGGGGUUGUCAGAGCCAGUCUUUUAGCCAAUCUACUAUGAAAUGGAAUUUCUGUUGAUGACGGUCUUCCUCCAAGCUUUGUGCAUGCAUCAAGGCCUUGAAGGUGGAUUGCUGACACUCAGACUUGAGAACUGUUCUGGAACUCUGCUGGCUCUUCAUCAUGGCAGGUGGGUGGCUGUAAACAGCAGAGAGCAGAGAGAUGACACAAGGAAAGACAUGGCCCAACUCUGUAAUGACCUUGGCUGUGAAGAAAUAUUUGCUGAAAAUGCUACAGGAUCUAUAAAUACCUGCCAGUCUAACUGCACCAUCAUAAACUCCAGUCUGUACAACUGUGCUAAAGCUGCUCCAGAAAACUGUUCCAGUGUAAUAGAGAUAGUUUGUGAGUGGCAGGCUGUGCAGUUGAUUGGAGGCAAAGACAGAUGUGCAGGUCGGGUGGAGCUGUUUAGCACUGGAGGCUGGGGCACAGUAUGUGAUGAUGGAUGGGACUUAAAUGGAGGAAAUGUGGUGUGUGCCCAGCUGGGCUGUGGUACUGCUUUAAAGGUAAUGGGCGAAAAUGGUGAUUUUGAUCCUGGUUCUGGUCCUAUUCACAUCAGCCAUCUAAACUGCAGUGGGACAGAGAAAAAUCUCUGGCAGUGCACUGGUCUACAAAAAGAUAGAAACUACUGUGGCCACAAGGAGGAUGCUGCAGUGGUGUGCUCAGGAAGUUCCUACACACCGUUUAUCACAAUAAAAACAUUCACAACAGAUCUCACAAACUGGACAACAGAGAUUGUAACAGAGGCAGCCGCUGAGGAUGAGAGUGGUGGGAUUUCAGCACCAGUCCUGGGCUGUAUUGUUCUCUCUGUCACUCUGUUUUUACUUCUGUUUUCAAAUGCUGUUCAAUGUGCAUACUACAAAAAACAAAAUGGCGGAAUUGAAAUCAGGAGAGCAUCACAAGUUUCACAGCAAGGCAAUUCUCACACUUCAAACAACUCAAAUUAUGAACGUUACUACAACCCCGACUCCCCUACACCUGCUACUGCAAAUAACUGUGAACACACUCCUGCCCAUGAUUCAGGGAGCACAUCCUCAGGGGAAUGUUAUGAAAAUACCGAAACUGAGAACCUUUUGAAUCCAGUGGUUUCACAAUUUCAUCCUGAGUACUGCAUAAAGAUGACACCUUUGAACAAUACCAGUGAAGCAGCUAAAAAGUACUCAGAAGACUUGUUUGAUUCAGACAGCACAUCCUCUGGGGAAUGUUAUGAAAACACAGGACCUUGUCUUUAUACAUUUGAGGGAGACCCAUCACUUCCUGAGCAGCCCUCACUGAGUUACCCCAAACCUCAAAUGGAAGGAAAUAGCAGUGUUUCCCAGCCAUAUUAUCCCGAUCAAGCACCUGUAGCAGCAGACUCAUUUGAUUCCGAGAGCACAUCAUCUGAGGAAUGCUAUGAAAAUAUAGGAACGGAUGCUGAAACUUGUCUCCAGACAUUGGAGGAAGACAUAUCAUUUCCUGAGCAGCCCCCACUGAGUCAUACCCAACCUCAGAUGGCAGAAAACAGCAGUGUUUUCCAGACAUACACUCCUGAUCAAGAUGACAGCAGCACAUCGUCUGAGGAAGCAUAUGAAAAUGUUGCAGAAAUAGAGGAGAAUUGCUUUGCUGGAAGUGAACGAACAGCUCACUCAUCUUCAGACAGCGACUAUGAUGAUGUCUGCAACUGGUGAAUGCUAAAGCAGUCAUUGACAAUACCAGAUCAAAACAGUUCUCCUAGAAAUGUUUGCUACCAUAUUUAAGGUUUAGAUUUAUAUAUAUAUUUGAAAAUUAAGUCUUAUAGAUUUUCUAUGUAAAUGUUUCUUUGGAC